AUGUCGGCCCCUCGGGAGCGUGACGGCCAGAGGAAGGAGUCGUGCACGGACGACGACGACAGCAGCAGCAGCAGCUCGACGGCGAUGUCGAUGUCGACGACGACGACAGCCGCCUCGAAGGCGACGUGGCAAACGUCGCCGGACGUGCCUUCAGCCGCCAUGCUCUGGCACGACGACGAGCCCGGCGGCCAAGUCGCCAGCAGUGCCCUGCACUGGGAACCCGUCCACGACUUGGCCGACUUCAGCUUCGCCGUCGAGGCCGGCGGAAGCCACAGUUCCUGGCAAUUCGUGUGUCGGGCCCGGCAGGACGGGGAGUGGGUACCCGGCAGGGGCACGUCCAGGAGGAUCUGCCUGGUGCCCAGCAGGGGCAAGGAAACCGUGCAUACCUCGUUCCAGGCAAGUGGAUAUCAUCUCAUUAGAUCAGAAAUGAAACUAUGCCCCGAGUCAGUCGAGAAAGUCCAGGGAACCGGACGACGGCUGCACUUGACAAGCCGGCUCAUCCUCGCACUGCCGGUCUCCUUCCUCAGCACGUGCCUGCUGCUGCUGUCGUCGUCGUCGUCGACGGCGAUGUCGAUGUCGACGACGACGACAGCCGCCUCGAAGGCGACGUGGCAAACGUCGCCGGAUGUGCCUUCAGCCGCCAUGCUCUGGCACGACGACGAGCCCGGCGGCCAAGUCGCCAGCAGUGCCCUGCACUGGGAACCCGUCCACGACUUGGCCGACUUCAGCUUCGCCGUUGAGGCCGGCGGAAGCCACAGUUCCUGGCAAUUCGUGUGUCGGGCCCGGCAGGACGGGGAGUGGGUACCCGGCAGGGGCACGUCCAGAAGGAUCUGCCUGGUGCCCAGCAGGGGCAAGGAAACCGUGCAUACCUCGUUCCAGGCAAGUGGAUAUCAUCUCAUUGUGCUUGUGAGUCCAGAGCUGUCGGCGAAUACCCGUUGGGUAUCGUUCAAAACCCCGUCGAAAAUCCCAGAGGGCGCCCUUGUGUCCGAGGGCUUUAAUAUAGUGCGCCAAGGAGAUCCCGACUCGGAACUUGGAGUGUCCAUCGGUCGCUACAACGCCUCGAAAGGUGCAGACAUUGUUCUUCGCUCUCCACGGGCUUCCAACAAAAACAAUCAGGAUCCGACCUCGUUCUCCGACGACGACACAACCGAGGUGUUGGUGGAACUCGAACCCGUCAAGUACCAGCUGACGAACCUGGCGUUCCAGACGCCGCCGAGUCCGGCGGGGUUCCCGCCGAUCCACGAGGAAUCAGUGGUUUUGGCACACGACGUGCUGGAGAACCCGACCCGGGAAUCCCUGUCACUCAAUGUCGACAUCCCGUACGAGUACGAAGAGUCACUGCGGAUCAGCGGGGUUGUCGGCACGAAACCCGGCGUGUCGACGGUCUUCGACAUCCGCAGCCCGUUGGAAUUGAUGGGUGGCCAGCGAGUGUAUCUCAGAGACUUCGGCUUCUUCGGUCGGGGAUGGGGCGAAACGGUCACGCGUCAAUUCAGCAACAUGGCAGCCGCUUUCGUGGACGACGUUCUUCCGGGCACCAGCGUGGCAGUGAGUGUUCUGGGUCGGCUCGGAGUGUUCCAGUUACCGUUCACGGGUUCCCUGAGGGCCACUUACGGGGACGGCUCGACCAUCACCCGCCUGGCCUCAAGUGCGACGAUAUCAUCGCGGAUCGUCGAAGAUGACACUCAUCUUCACGAUGAGGAUCAGCAACAAGAGGAUGCUGAUCAAGAACCCAGAGACAAAUUCGUGGUUCAAAGACGGGCUGCGUCAUCAGCAUCACCUUCAUCAAUAAUCAGCAAUUCCGUGGAUUCAGUUGCUGAUUACGUCAAAUUGUCCGUGUGGACAACAGCGUUUUUCGGGGUUGUGGGUUUCGUUGUUCGCGGAAGAUGA
Molecule: messenger RNA, 1887 nt
Organism: Notodromas monacha
Lineage: Eukaryota; Metazoa; Arthropoda; Ostracoda; Podocopida; Cyprididae
Source: the annotation of a GenBank genome assembly